GGGAAGGAGCCUCGACUGUUUAAGCUUUCAUUUGGAAAAAAAAAAAAAAAAAAAAGCAAAGGGCUUCUGUUGUAGGGAAGAAAACGCCGCCUCGUCAAGAUGAUCCACAGUUUGUUCCUGAUCAACGCCUCCGGCGACAUUUUCCUGGAGAAGCACUGGAAAAGUGUGGUCAGCCGCUCCGUGUGUGAUUACUUCUUUGAGGCCCAGGAGCGCGCCACCGAGCCGGAGAACGUUCCACCGGUCAUCCCGACGCCGCAUCACUACCUGAUCAGCGUGCUCAGACACCGCAUCUACUUUGUGGCCGUCAUCCAGAGCGAGGUGCCGCCGCUCUUUGUCAUCGAGUUUCUUCACAGAGUCGUUGACACUUUCCAGGAUUAUUUUGGAGUUUGUACCGAGGCGGCCAUUAAGGACAACGUGGUGGUGGUCUACGAGCUGCUGGAGGAGAUGCUGGACAAUGGCUUCCCCCUGGCCACGGAGUCCAACAUCCUCAAAGAGCUUAUUAAGCCUCCCACCAUCCUCCGCACAAUGGUCAACACCAUCACAGGGAGCACCAAUGUUGGAGAGCAGCUCCCCACUGGCCAGCUGUCAGUGGUGCCAUGGCGACGCACCGGGGUCAAAUACACCAACAACGAAGCCUAUUUUGAUGUGGUGGAGGAGAUCGACGCCAUCAUUGAUAAGUCGGGUUCCACCAUCACGGCGGAGAUUCAGGGAGUUAUUGACGCCUGCGUCAAACUGACGGGCAUGCCUGACCUCACGCUCUCCUUUAUGAAUCCACGGCUGUUGGAUGAUGUCAGUUUUCACCCAUGUGUUCGGUUUAAGCGUUGGGAAGCUGAGCGGAUCCUUUCCUUCAUCCCCCCGGAUGGAAACUUCCGGCUUCUCUCCUACCACGUCAGCUCCCAGAACCUGGUCGCCAUCCCUGUUUACGUCAAACACAACAUUACGUUUCGGGAGGGGAGCUCGCAGGGUCGCUUCGACUUGACGCUGGGCCCCAAGCAGACCAUGGGGAAAGCUGUGGAGUCGGUCCUAGUCAGCAGCCAGCUCCCUCGAGGGGUCCUCAACGCCAACCUCAACCCUUCCCAGGGAACGUACACUUUUGACCCCGUCACAAAGCUGCUGACGUGGGAUGUUGGAAAGAUCAACCCCCAGAAGCUUCCCAGUCUGAAAGGAACCAUGAACCUGCAAGCUGGAGCUUCAAAACCUGAUGAGAACCCCACCAUUAAUAUCCAGUUCAAGAUCCAACAGAUGGCCAUCUCAGGGCUGAAGGUGAACCGGCUGGACAUGUACGGUGAAAAGUAUAAACCGUUCAAAGGCAUCAAGUAUAUGACCAAGGCUGGCAAGUUCCAGGUCCGAACAUAAAGGCUGCUGCUGUGAGACUGCUGGACCAAACCAUCAUGAGACCAACAUGGGGGGGAUAGGAGGCUGGGGAGGGUAAUAGGGGAGCUGGUAGAUUCCCUGGGUCAAUGCUUAUACCUGCUGAGGUUCACUCAGACAAGCUGGAGGCUACUUGUAGCAGUAAGCAGAGGGACGUUUCCACACAGAAAGAAAAAUGUUUGCUGCUCUGAAUCUGUUAAAGAAAUCUCUCCCUGAGCCGUCAUGUCUCCAAAAUUUCCUCACCAAUAGUCACAUGUGUUUCUUUUCCUUCUUUGGUCCUUGUUUUGUUCUUUUUCUAGGUCAUUAUAGCUCCUUGUCUUUUGUUUUUUUUUUUCCUUUCUGUGUCUUUUGUUUUCUUUUUUCUGUCUUGAACACUGGAAUAUUCUGACAUCCUUAUUUAUAUCUGUUUACAGCUGCUGGUACCAACAUUUCAUUGUGAUGAAAAUGGGAUGGCAGCUAAAGUGUCACAGAAAACCUAAGAUUAACGUCCGCCUCAUUUAUUAAGUUCUUGUGUUAUUGGAUUGAGCAAGAAUCAUUUUUAACUGUACUGGAUCAAUUGGAAGCAAAGAAGAGCAUACUUUUUUGGGCUUUAUUUAACAAUAAGCAACUGAUUGGAUCUGAAAAUUACAUGUUCGACAGCUAAAUGUUUUCUCUUCCUCAUAUUUCUCACUGCCAGGAAAAGGGUAUAAUGUGAAUAUAUAAAAAAAACAAAUGUUACCACAGCAACUGAGCUUAUCUGACAUAUUUGCAUAUGUGGGGUGAUUGAUUCAUGCCUCUGCAUCCUCACUCUGCUUACUAUUAAAGAAUGAUCUAUUUCUGUAAUAUGAUGAGUACCUCCAAGGAAAUGUUGAUGGUUUGCAUUUUGUGUUUACAAAAUUAUAUUUGUGUUUAAAAUACACCCUCUGGUGGAGUGUUACGAUGGUGGAAUAAGAAGAAAUAAAAAUGUCACAUGUUAUAAAUGA
This is a messenger RNA of Cyprinodon variegatus (sheepshead minnow), 2333 nucleotides long. It is a transcript of the gene ap3m2, whose product is annotated as AP-3 complex subunit mu-2. Gene Ontology annotation, cellular component: clathrin adaptor complex; cytoplasmic vesicle. Gene Ontology annotation, biological process: intracellular protein transport; endocytosis. Lineage: Eukaryota; Metazoa; Chordata; Actinopteri; Cyprinodontiformes; Cyprinodontidae. The transcript has 9 exons. The record is from RefSeq and is a predicted model, not a curated record. Bases 100 to 1356 code for a protein of 418 amino acids.